Molecule: messenger RNA, 2124 nt
Organism: Cadophora gregata
Lineage: Eukaryota; Fungi; Ascomycota; Leotiomycetes; Helotiales; Ploettnerulaceae
Exons: 1
Coding region: 1-2124 (707 amino acids)
Source: RefSeq, a predicted model, not a curated record
AUGUCUCACGGGCGGCUACAACACUUUGCUAUCUCUGCUGGUCUGACGAGACUCCCUUCAACAAAUUCGUUUGUUGUUAACGCAUUUUGGAAAACUCGCCGUGAAAGAUCACGUCCCUUGGUUAUGGAGUCUCCCAAAUCAUACCAGUAUGACCAGCUCACAGAGCCAGGCGCCUUGCGUCUGAUUGCUCUCCAGCCCGACCACAACAUCGAUGCGCCCGUCCGAUGCUCCCUGAUCUCCACGACUUUGCAAGCGUGCCAUGACGAUAUCGUUGAACAAUAUACUGCACUCUCGUACGUGUGGGGCAACACAAACCAUAAAAUACAAAUCUCCGUUGAUGGAAUGCCCCUGGAUAUCACGGCAUCGCUGGAUCUUGCCCUUCGAUAUAUUCGCCAAUCCGACAAACCCAUACGUGUCUGGGCAGAUGGGAUAUGCAUCAAUCAACAGGAUGUGUCGGAGAAAAACAUCCAGGUUGCGCAGAUGGGCCUAAUUUAUGAAGUUGCGAAUCACACAAUUAUCUUCUUGGGUCUGGCAACGGAGCAGUCUCAAGGACUCAUUCAGGCAAUCAAGUCGCUUCCGCCUCGCCCAGCGUUUGUCAGUUUGGAGACAGAAGCGUCCUACAGCCAAGGCAAGCAAGGGCUUUUGAAUCUUUUAACAUACCCUUGGUUCACAAGAGUAUGGACACUGCAGGAGCUGGUACUAUCAGCUGACCCAUGGAUUCAAUGCGGGAAUUCACGUUGCAAAUGGGACGUUCUCGCCAAAUAUAUCCCCAGGAUGUUAGAGUCUGCCACGGAAGAUGGUAUACAACCAUUGACAGACAUGAACCUCUUUCGAAUGAGCAGUAUGAAGAACAGAUACGCAACCGACGAGCAAAAAGUUUGGGCAACAGAUGAAGAUGCGGUCACAGCGCUCCUACUGAUCUUGCACUCUCGUCGUGGACUGGGUGCAACAGAUGCCAGAGACUUCAUUUACGCGCAUCUGGGUAUAAUAUGUAAAAGACUUCAGGCAGCCAUAUCAAUCGACUACACGAAAAGCUGUUCUACAAUAUACACAGAAUUCGCUCGCCAAGCUCUCGCAUGGAUGCCAUCUUUAGAUAUCCUACAGAUACGUGGAACGCAAAGCCCAGCCCGAGUGCUCGAGGGCCUUCCAUCUUGGGUACCUGACUGGAGUCAGCCCAUCAAGCGUUUGCCUCCGGGUAUCUCUGUGUCCGGCUCAGAAGCUGCUCCUAAAGCGCGCCAAAAUUACAAAUACCAGUUGCUUCACCCAGAGUCGACACUCCUUAUGGUCCAUGUCAAGUUGAUAGGAACUAUUGAGAAAAUUCUCCCUCCAGCGUCCAUCAAUAACGAUAUAUAUUGGAGUGAAGAUGAGUCCAGAUCUUACUACCGGUUCAGGUGUGUUCCCACGGAUGAGGAUGCCAAAUUCCAAGAAGUAAUGCUGUACUUCUACGGAUUAAUGCUUGCAAGAACGUGGGACGAGGAUUUCAAGGCAUCAGUGAUGGAAGGAUUAAGUUGUCUUGAUUUCGAGUUCCCCAGCUUCCAGGAAGUGAUUCUUCGUAAAGUGACUGAAAAGAUCUUUAGGACAUCUAAGAUGAGGGUGCCACCUUGCCAAGGCGAUCCAAUGGGCAGAGAUGAAGCAGAACUAUGGGAACUCAAGAUGCAUCGAGUAUGUUUCACUUUGCUCCGACUCGCCCAUGCAUAUCUUUCGACCUUCCCAUAUCGUCUGGCACUUCUAUCCAAUGGAGCUCUCACUCUUAUCCCGGAGGAUGUCUGUAUUGGUGAUAACUGCUUUCUGGAUGUCGGCGCUGGCAUCAGUUCUAGAGACAAACGAGCAUUAUCGAUGCAAGAAAGAUAUGCAGCCUACAUCAAUACUUCUAUCUUUGUACGACUGGAUACAAGCUUUUGCAUGCCUGGAAAAGAUUCCCAUGCUUUAGCCAAAGCUCUUAAUGUACCGAACAUGAAGGAAGGUGUCCUCGUGCCGGAAUCGGAUGAUCAUGGGCCCUUCCGAAUCUUGGCAAGAGGGCCAUUUGAGCAUGUGCCAUCGUUGAAGCAGCUCACCGAGGUCGAUUCCUCAUACAGGGCUAGGUAUGAUUCUGAAGCUGGGGUAGAUGUUGUUUUAUUGAGUUGA